Molecule: messenger RNA, 465 nt
Organism: Python bivittatus (Burmese python)
Lineage: Eukaryota; Metazoa; Chordata; Lepidosauria; Squamata; Pythonidae
Gene: RNASE12
Product: ribonuclease A family member 12 (inactive)
Biological process (GO): defense response to Gram-positive bacterium
Molecular function (GO): RNA nuclease activity; nucleic acid binding
Source: RefSeq, a predicted model, not a curated record
AUGGCCAAGAACAAGCUACAUCCUGGGCUAACCACAAUUCUCCUCCUGUUGAUGGCUUGGUUGGCCAUGACCAACGCUGCAACUUUUGAGAAGUUCCUGAGGCAGCACGUGGAUUACCCAAUGACUGAAGCUCCAGAUCCACAACGGUACUGCAAACUCAUGAUGAAGCGUCGUCACUUGGCAACCAGUAGACAUUGCAAACACAUCAAUACAUUUGUCCACACGGAGGUCCCUCAGAUCCAAGCGGUGUGUGGCCCGGCAGGAGAACCAACCACGGGAGACCUCCGAGAAAGUGACACCAGCUUCCCCCUCACAGUGUGCAAACUUCAAAGGGGCUCGUGGGCUCCAGAUUGCAACUAUGUGGGAACCAGCGCUGUCGACAGGAUUAUUAUCGCUUGUGAAGAUGGUAACCCGGUCCACUUGGAAACCGAAGUCCCAGAUUAUUUGAAGCUGGAGAAGUUCUGA